Pipistrellus kuhlii (Kuhl's pipistrelle) is the source of this 967-nucleotide messenger RNA. It is a transcript of the gene S100A5, whose product is annotated as S100 calcium binding protein A5. The record is from RefSeq and is a predicted model, not a curated record. The coding region runs from base 274 to 765 and encodes 163 amino acids. NCBI's taxonomy places the organism in Eukaryota, Metazoa, Chordata, Mammalia, Chiroptera, Vespertilionidae. Gene Ontology annotation, molecular function: calcium ion binding; transition metal ion binding. The transcript is spliced from 3 exons. Gene Ontology annotation, cellular component: cytoplasm; nucleus.
UUGACCAGAAUUGAACCAUGACCUCCUGGUUCAUAGGUUGAUGCUCAGUAACUGAGCCACACCUGCUGGGCGAUCCUGGAGAUUUUGCUAAGCCCAUCCCCCUCACUGCCUUGUGGCUAGUGUGCAUGUGCAGUUGCUGGGCCAGAGGCUGGAGACCAGCUGGACAAGUCCAAUCACCUCUGUUCCAUUUCCUGUUGAGGCCUGUCUCCCAGUUCCAGCCCGAGCCCCCUCCAACCCCUGGACUCUCUCACUGACCAAUUCCCCACUCCCAUAAUGGGACACUUCCCAAUAGCAGGAGAUUCAGGCAGCCAGGCAAGGGAGGGGGACUGGGUGAGGAUUAUCUCUGAAAACAAAUGCUCAGGCUGGAGGGGGCAGGGAGAAAAUCUGCUCCAUCAUCUCUCACCGCUUCUUCUGGGGAGGUCAUCUUGUCAUCCUCCUGCCUCUAGAACCCCUUUUCAACAUCCCCAAGCAGAGCUGCACACCAUCAUGGAGACCCCUCUUGAGAAGGCCCUGACCACUAUGGUCACCACUUUCCACAAAUAUUCAGGGAGAGAGGGCAGCAAGCUGACCCUGAGUAGGAGAGAACUAAAGGAGCUGAUCAAGAAGGAGCUGUGUCUUGGUGAGAUGCAGGAGAGCAGCAUCGAUGACCUGAUGAAGAGCCUGGACAAAAACAGCGACCAGGAGAUCGACUUCAAGGAGUACGCGGUGUUCCUGACCACGCUGUGCAUGGCCUACAACGACUUCUUCCUGGAGGACCGCAAAUAGCGGCUCAGCCCCUGCCCCGGCCCCCCGCAGCUCCCCGCGCAGGCGCUCUGUCCCCUGUGCCCCUCUCCCUCCCGGGCCCCCGCCUCAGCCUUCCUGUCCAGCGGAGGAAAUAAAGAUUUUCCGUUCCAGGUGCCCGCAGGCUGGUGUGGAACGUUUUGUGCCCCGUGGCCGGGGCUGGGGUGGGCCAGCAGAGCUUCUCCCU